UCAGUGUCACUGUGAACGCCGCCGCGAACGCACGCGUUGUGCCGCGUCAAAUUGUACCGCCACGUGUUUUUGUGAGUAAAUAAUCAGUGGUCACCAAUUACAAACAAUUGCUGUGGACUGUGUUAGUGAACAAGUGUCCUGGAUCUAGUGGCACGUUUGGAUUGCACCUAAAAAGGAUUUACAAAUACGGUACCGAAAUCGAGUCGCUUUGUUUAUUUAUGUCUUAAGGAAACAUAGGAUCAUCAAGUCCUAUAUGACUUUUCUCGUAAUUACAGACGCAACGUACAGUAUUCAGUAUAUCGGUGGACGUGAUUCUAUCAGUAUUAAUGGACAGAAUAGUGAUUUUACAAUAAGAUGUGUUUAAAAAGGAACAGUGAAAAACAAAAGUGAUUAUGUCAGUGAGGUGACGAGAACUCCGGCCGGUUGGCUGUGGUUUAGAAGCUGAAAACAUUCCCCUACUAAAAAUUUUAUCCAAGGGCCCGGUGGAUACAAGCAAGGAUAUCUGCAAAAUGACCAAGGGCCCUCGGAAAGUGAAGCUAGUCAUUGUAGUCAACAAUAAGAAAGACCCGCCUACGUUCAAGACAUUGACGCCGACCUCUCGCACUCAGCUGAAGCAACAGUUGAUGCGCGAACAUGCACAGGAGCAGCUGCGCAGAGAAUCGUUACAAGCACAACAAGCAGGUCAGUCCAAGGACAAUGAGGAGAAGAAGAAGUCAAGUCCGGCGGAGGUGCCGCGGAUCACGCCUCACGUUGACCUACCGCCACAAGUAUUACAGGUGCGAACAGUUCUGGAGAACCCCACCAGGUAUCACGUGAUACAGAAGCAGAAGAGUCAAGUGCGCCAGUACCUCAGUGAAUCAUUUCAACCUCAGACGCAGGUGUCACCGCGAUGUGCGCCGACGCAGUCUGCGCCGGAGUUGGGCACGCGGCGCGCGUCCUCUCCGGAGCGACCCUCCUCCUCACUGCGCUCGCCCGGCAUACCCUCUGCUAGCAAUAAUUCAGAGGCUGACGAGUUCCUAGAAGACAUCCUAUCCCUAGACAGCGGCGCGGGUCCUCUGUCCUCGUCGGGCCCUCCGUCGGCCGCCAGCUCCGUGGCCGGGGACUGCGCCCUCCUCACAGAGUCGGACAUGCAUGCCCUCGCCAAGGACAGGCAGAAGAAAGAUAAUCAUAAUAUGAUUGAAAGACGUCGCCGCUUCAACAUAAACGACCGGAUAAAGGAAUUAGGCACUCUCCUACCUAAGACAAACGAUCCCUUCUACGAAGUAAUCAGAGACGUGCGGCCGAACAAAGGCACGAUCCUGAAGAGCAGCGUGGACUACAUCAAGUGUUUGCGAGACGAAGUGAACAGGCUGAAGCAGGGCGAACAGCGGCGGAAACAAAUUGAAAUACAUAAUAGGAAGUUAAUGUUAAGAAUACAGGAGUUGGAGCGCCUGGCCCGCGUGCACGGGCUGCCGGUGUCCCCGGGCGAGGGCGGCUGGUCCCCGCACACGGACGACUCGGGCGUGGACUCCGCCGCCGAGCCCGCGCCCGAACCUGCGCACGCGCCGCCGCCCGCCUCCACGCCCACUGCUGCACCCGAGCUGGUGCUACCGAAGUCGGAGCCGGCGUCGCUGAUGGAGUUCGGCGAGCAGCCCCCGGACCUGCUGCGGGACAUGCCCUCGGCCGAGUGCCUGUCCGCCCUCGACGCGCUCGAUGGACUGAAGCUGGGCUCGUGUUCUCCCCUCAGUCGAGACGAGGGCCUGUCGCUGGGCUGUCUCGAGCCAGACCUGUGUCUGGAACCCGUGCCAGACCACCUCUUCAACCAUAAAGACAUUAAGAUGCGACUGUCCCCCACCCCGAACCUGCUGAGCAGCGAGGACAGCGACGCCGUGCUCAACCUCGCGCACAUAGAGGACCUCAUGGAUGAUGACUCACACAACCCCGUCACGCAAGGAGAUCCGAUGCUGUGCUCGUCUCCGACGUCGCAGCUGUGCCUGAGCAACGUGGUGGCGGAGGCGGCCGACAGGAACAUCUCCUCCAUGCUGCACGAUGACUCCAACACCUUCCAUACUGCUGGUUCAUCAUCUCUGCUAUCAGAAGGCGCUCUAGGCCUUGGAGCCGGCCUGGCCUUAGGCGAAGGUCUCCCAGCGCUACUCCUGGGCCACCACCACGCGCCGCACUCCCCCCACUCCCACCCACGGCAGCACUGCUUCGACAUGGACCUCGGAGCAUAAAGGACACAGGUUACUCGUAACGCCAUCUCUUAUACAAACCCAGAAACUUUAACACAAUCAACUGUUAGAUACUCCAAAAUAUUAUUUUAAUCUGGUCUAGUAUUGAAAAGGCAAGUCUUUGUCAAUAACAGCUAUGAUUUUAUGGUAUUUCAAAGAGACGAUAAAAGUAAAACAGACUGUCGUGUCUUAGUAGUACCAGUCGAAAUCAAGAGAUGGCGUUGUUCUACAAUACUUGUACUCCAUUGGAACGAAAUAGAAUUUCUUGGCUAAGAGUAUUGGUAGCUGAAAAAGUUUAAAAACACAAUUUAGAGAUCUCUUCCAUGAGUUUUGAGUGAAAAAGACGAGAAUGAGUGCCUUAACGAAUAAGAUUCUCAAUAAGACAGUGAACUGACGCACGCAACGUUCCGUACCUAACUGUUUGUUCCUAAUCGCAUAUCUACUUAGAAAUAAGAAUCUACAUAUCGAUAUGUUAGUAGCAUAAUAACUGUAUACACGCGAAAGAAACCAUCUUAUAUCUAUCUGAUAUUUAAAAUAUGUAUUAUAAACGGCAAAUUACUUAAUUUCACUUUUGUAUUUUAUUGAUAAAAGUCAUCUAUUGAAAAAAGAUGGUUAUACUAUCUAUUACUAUUUGCCAAAAAAAUAUUUCUAUUAUAUUGUUAGUAAUUUAUUCCGUCAUCAAAUUAAAUAUACAGUUGUUUCCUUUCAAAGUAUUGCAAUAGGUACGGAACCAAAAUCGAUGUUUUCUAGUGAUGAUUUGUGUUCAAAACCAGGGUUAAGUAGGAGCAUGUAUGCGUUGAAUGUAUAGACAGUACAAGUUGAAUAUCUCACACGAUGAUAUUAAAUGUAUGAAGAUUUUAAAUCGUAUUUAUCGAAAAUUUUAAAGCAAUAAUUGAGCUAAUUUCUCAAAAAUAUACAGUGUAAUUUUUAACAGAUGUCACUUUUGACAGAUGUCAUUUUUGACAGGUGUCACCUUUGACAGCUGUCAGAAAUGUCAACAUUUUCCUUGUUGUUGGAGGAACACUACUGAAAGUAUGUUCUUCAAGCACACUUAUGUUACAAAAUUAAACCAACUACGUACUGAAACGUAUGCAUUAUGUUAACACAAAAUCACGACAGAUACAAAAUCCCAGUUAAACAAAAGUCAAAUAGAUUUGACAAAAGAUUUAUAAUUUAUAUUUUAUAUAACACAUAUCUUUUUUUAACUAUUACUUAGUGCAAUAUCUGUUUGAUAUAUGGCUUAUAUUUACCGAUCAAAAUAGAAAUAAAAAGGCGUAUAAACUUGCAAAUUCAUAUAUAAAUUACUUUAGAACUCUUACACAAAUCUUCAAGGUCAAACAGAGUGUAAAUAUAAAAAUACUAUUUAGUAAAAUGUCUCCAUUAUUAGUUUAGGCUUUACAUCUAAGUACUAUGUGAUUGUUUAGUUACCGAAACACUGAAUUUUGAUUAAUUUCCUCUUUGAAAAUACUACUCAAAAUCAUUAGUAGCUAAUUCAAUUUUUUGGUGUUGCAACACCGCCAUAUUGUACAUAAAAUAUUGCAGCUAACAGAUUUAUUUCUCACUUUGAAAACUUUCAAUGUGAUUAAGACCUUCCAUAUAAGAAUAUAAAGUGUAAAAUACCAAUUUUCUGAUAUAUAUUGGGACAUUAUAAUGUAAAUAUAUAAAUAAACGCACAUCCACUCGUUUCUACACAAAUUUAAUAUUAAAAAAGUAUUAUAAAUUAUACAGAGGUGCUAUAUUUUUAUACACAAUUUAAUUAUAACGAAACUGGGAUAACAAACCUAUGGACCACAUUUUGUACAGAAUAAAAUCAUUGUGAUACAAUAUAUUAUAUUUUUAGAUGAUAUUUAUUUAGAUAUACAAGCUAUAUUUUUGUAUAUAAACUUAGUAAAUACUUUAUCACGAAGUGCCUUGCUUUUUAGCCAAUUUAGUAGGAAAAGCUUGAAUUUUUUGUCUAAAAAAAUCGUAUGUAAAUAGAUUUUGUUAAAAAUCUAACACUGGUUAAGAGAAACACUAUGUACUUGUUAAGUUUUUAUGAUGAAUUUACGAUAUUUCAUUAUAUUAUGAUAUUCUUGAUACUAUUUGACUAUUUUACAGUUGUAGGACCGACAGUAUACAGCUAAAUAAACUGAUACUAUCGUCGGUCUAUACAACUAAAGUCGUAACGACUAUAAACAAAACAAACCGUAAAAGUUGCCAGUUACAAAAAAUAUAUUUAUACCUUUUUUUAAACGAGCAAUACAAAAUUGUACGAUUUUUUUUUCAAUUUCUGGCAACUUUAUACGGUUGUUGAGAAUUACGAACAAAACGUAUUUCCUUAAGGUUUAAGAAAGAGAUGUUGCGAAUCAGUGAGCCUUAUCACUAAUUGUUAGUUAAUAAUGUUCGUUUUUGUUAAUAUUAUUACUACUGCGCGCAUGUUUUACGUUUGUAUGUAGUAUUUCGCUCGAAUUAGACAACCUAGUGUAGAUAUCUGGCUAUUUAUUGUAAUAGACACACUUUUUAUCAUUAUUAUUUAUUUCUUUUACAAACUUUAAUUCGCAAAUGUUUUAUUUUUAUUCUACUUUUUUGAAUUUAUUGUUGGCAAUACUAAGAUUUUACCUAAAAGGUAUUUUUAUAAGCUCAAGUUGAAUUUGUAAUAUCAUAAUUUCUUCAUUUACAACCGAAAAUUAUGUAAUUAAUUAAAAAUAAUAUAAUCCAGAGCUAUAUCACAUCAAUUAUAUUAAUUGAUACAUCCGAUUAUGAACCCUAUGUGAAACAAAACUUAUGAAAUAUUAGAAAUUAUCGAGCGAAACAACAGAGAAUUAUAUUGUAUGAAUGUUAUUUAAUAUUGUAUGAGAUUAAAAAAUGUUGAAGUACAAAAAGUGAAUAACAAUGAAUUUACGAGAA
Molecule: messenger RNA, 5096 nt
Organism: Spodoptera frugiperda (fall armyworm)
Lineage: Eukaryota; Metazoa; Arthropoda; Insecta; Lepidoptera; Noctuidae
Gene: Mitf
Product: transcription factor EB
Exons: 14
Coding region: 510-2213 (567 amino acids)
Biological process (GO): regulation of transcription by RNA polymerase II
Cellular component (GO): nucleus
Molecular function (GO): RNA polymerase II cis-regulatory region sequence-specific DNA binding; protein dimerization activity; DNA-binding transcription factor activity, RNA polymerase II-specific
Source: RefSeq, a predicted model, not a curated record